AUGGGGCCCGUCUGGGACAAUAUGACCAAGAUGGGUGUGGUUGUGGAGUCUGUACCGGAGAACAGUGUGAUCCAAUUACUUCACAUUCUUGUGCAGUUCAAUACCACAUAUUACUAUGUAGUUGGAAUAGGCAAUACUGAGAGGCAAUUCUGGUUUACAACUCCUCCUGAAGUUGGUCCGGACGUACCUUACACAUUUGGUCUCAUAGGUGAUCUGGGUCAGACCUUCGAUUCAAAUAGGACGCUUACUCAUUAUGAAUUAAAUCCGCUCAAAGGACAAACAGUUUUGUAUCUUGGGGACCUCUCCUAUGCAAAUGACUAUCCAUAUCAUGAUAAUGUUAGAUGGGAUACAUUGGGGAGAUUCACUGAGAGAAGUGCUGCUUAUCAACCUUGGAUAUGGAGUGCAGGGAAUCAUGAGAUUGAUUUUGCCCCAGAACUUGGUGAAACAAUACCUUUUAAGCCUUACACUCACCGGUAUUAUGUCCCAUAUAAUGCAUCAGGGAGUCCAAGCACUCCUCAGUACCAAUGGCUCGAGACAGAGCUACCAAAAGUUAACAGGAGUGAGACACCUUGGUUGAUUGUUAUAAUGCAUUGUCCAUGGUAUAAUAGCUACUACUUGCACUACAUGGAAGGAGAAGGCAUAAGAGUGACGUUUGAACCGUGGUUUGUCAAGUACAAAGUUGAUGUCAUAUUUAACGGUCAUGUUCAUGCCUAUGAACGAUCUGAACGUGUGUCCAAUGUUGCAUAUAAUGUUGUGAAUGCAAAUUGCACUCCUGUGAAAGAUGAAUCUGCGCCGGUGUACGUUACGGUUGGUGAUGGAGGAAAUCUGGAAGGCUUAUGGACCAUUAUGACAGAGCCACAGCCAGAUUACUCACUUUUCCGAGAGGCCAGUUUUGGUCAUGGAAUUUUUGACAUAAAGAACAGAACUCAUGCUUACUUUAGCUGGCACCGUAAUCAAGACGGAUAUGCUGUAGAAGCUGAUUCUACAUGGCUUUUCAACAGACACCAUUGAUGAUUCAAAGUCCAUAAGAACCUGAUCUUGAUGGAAACAAUAAAUUAAAUGCCUGAAUCAUGUAGGAGUAUUAUUAGAAGAUUCAAUGUUUUCUUC
Prunus mume (Japanese apricot) is the source of this 1107-nucleotide messenger RNA. The record is from RefSeq and is a predicted model, not a curated record. NCBI's taxonomy places the organism in Eukaryota, Viridiplantae, Streptophyta, Magnoliopsida, Rosales, Rosaceae.